CUCGCUCGCAGCACGGCGGCUUCUGGUUCCGGAGUCGUGCAGAAUGAGCGAGUAAACGAGCGGUGGCUGCCAACUUGGGGCAAGUUGACAGUUCCUGAAAGUUAACGAUUAACUCUUGUCGCCUGCCAGAACUGGGCGGUAAUUAUUACGCUGGAUAAACGCACGUGUUUUUCCAUUUUAUUUUUAAGUACUUUGUUUCCCGGGCUCCAUAAAGCUGACCUGUCACUAGCCGAGGCGGCGACUACGGCUGCUGAACGCCGCGCACAUGGCAACCGGUGUUAAAAAUAGAAGAAGCGAGCCGAGGCGGGCGCGGAGCUAAAGCAGAGAGACACGGAGGGCACACUGGACUCGCUGUUGUUCCCCUUUUUUUUCCUAUGCACCCCUGUGUCAAAAAAAGGCUUAGCUUUGGCCACUCGAGAGUACCAGAAGUGACCGAAGAGCAGCCCAUCCGGGAGUUGGGCCCGUCAUCCACAUUUAGGGGCAUGAGCAGGUAACCUUGGUCGGGCGACCCGCUGCCCGUCAUGUCACUGCCCUCACCCGUACAGAUCAAGGAGGCCAACGCGCACCUGGUGGCGGUACAUAGGCGGGUGUCAGAGCUGGAGCGGCGGUUGGACGUGGCAGAGCGCACAGUGCGGGAGCAGGCGGAGAGUCUGAUCCGAAAAGAUGAGCAGCUGCGGGCGGCGCUGCAGGAGGUCAGCGAGGCCAAGGAGAGGGAAAUUGCUUACCUCCAUGAAAAGCUGUGCAAGUCGGAGGAAACCAUUCAGAAGUUUCAGAGUCUUGUCAAAGAAAAGGAUGGACUAAUCCAGCAACUGAGACACAGAAGCCAGCUUUUGGACAAUAUCUGUAAGAGCCGUCCACUUCUAGACAACUUGUUGUCAUUCAUCUCUGAGGCUGAACGUUUGGGUCCAGUAACAGGAGGGGUGGAUUUGGCAAUGGGCAGGGCGAUCCUUGAUGAGUUGGCCGAGUCGAAUUGUAGUCCAGAUCGGGUUCCUAACCACCAGGAUUUCUCUCUCAGUGAAGAUGACUUGGAUGAUCAGGAUCUCGAUGAAACCAUGUUUGGGACGACAGUUUAAAAACAAACAAACACAGAAACAACAAAACAAAGCUGAUAUCCCUUGGUAACCUGAGUGAUAUGUAUGAUUUUUUUUUUCUUUUUUAAUUAGAGCACAAUGUUUAAUAUGUCUUGUGGAGAAAGCUUUUGGGUGCUUCUGUGGGUAAUAGUCUGAGUGCUAAGGGCCAAAAAUAUGCUCCCCAUCAUUAUAGGCAAAGAGAACCCAUUAGUUCAUUUGAUAAGCCAGAAUAUUUAAAUCUCUGGCUAUCAAAUCUUUUGCAACAGAAGACAACAUUAGCCAAAUUUGUAUUUGCAUGGCAGUUGCAUGAAUUAAUGGUACUUGAAAUGUAAUUAACUUCACUUUGUGUACUAAACAUAUCAAACUUUUUGGCUAAAAAUACUUUGGGUUGGAUGCCUUCAGGUCUCAAAUUUUCACAUUUGUUUAACAGUUCCUCCAGUCAUUUCAUUUACAUGGAGGAGAAAAGGGUGCUAGACUUAAAUGCUUGACAUUUAUUUAAAGAAUGAAAGUUGAUGGGGUGCUCGUUAUUGUAUUUAAUAAUGUACAGAGUGUUGUCUCUGGAUGACUAAUUCGGCCAGGUUACAUAUGUGCAAAUACCUAAAGUCUACGAGAAAGGUACCCACGUCCAGGCUUUCUGCAGCCCUGAUUCCCAUUGUCCUUUAUGAGCCUUAAAUAUUCAGUCAAAUGUGUACAAGACACAUUUAAGCAGAAUCAAUAUUUGAAAGUACAGCUUUAUCCUAAAUGUGGGGUUUCACGAGAAAUACAGUUUGUG
Molecule: messenger RNA, 1842 nt
Organism: Polypterus senegalus (gray bichir)
Lineage: Eukaryota; Metazoa; Chordata; Cladistia; Polypteriformes; Polypteridae
Gene: vmac
Product: vimentin type intermediate filament associated coiled-coil protein
Exons: 2
Coding region: 522-1073 (183 amino acids)
Source: RefSeq, a predicted model, not a curated record